Tupaia belangeri chinensis (Chinese tree shrew) is the source of this 1537-nucleotide messenger RNA. Its product is annotated as transmembrane epididymal protein 1-like. The record is from RefSeq and is a predicted model, not a curated record. Lineage: Eukaryota; Metazoa; Chordata; Mammalia; Scandentia; Tupaiidae.
UUGAAAGGCCUAUGAGGAAAAGAGAGUAGAGAGGUCCUGAGUUGUGUUCUUCACUCCCUGGUCAGAUAGACUUAUAAUUUCAUGGGACAGUUCAAUGGUCAUUUUUACCCAGGGCUAUAUCUUUUCUCUUAUGGACUGUAUCAGGCAAUAUUGGUCUCCAAGGCCAUGAUAUUCAAUGCCUAUCUCCUGCAUCCUUCAUACCCUCCCAGGAAUAAGGGAAGAUGGGCCAUCCUGUGGAAGAUAUCUUACAAAGGCUUGUUGAAGAUAGUGACUGGCUCCAUCCUAACAGUUUAUGUGAUCUUUUGUCAUGAUGAUGGGAUGGUGUUUAUGAGCAAUCAGGUGCCACCAAGAUUUAUGUACCCCAAAGACUGGCAGCACCUCACCAUGUUCAUCCUUCUCACCCUCAAUGGCUGUAUCGAUGUCAUGAGCAAGAACAUGCUGCCUCAGCGAUGUGUCAUCUUAGAAAAAGGUACCCUGGUUCUUUCCUUCCAUGAGCUCCUGCUGCUGUUUGUGUCCCAUGUGAAGAACUCAUCAGGGGUGGAGCUGCAAGUUCAUGCCCUGCUCAUCUUGGUGGUGUUCCUACUGACGCUGGUGCUCACUGCAGAGCUGUGGGCUCUCAACAUGUUUCACCUCUGGCUUAUCGAGGCCUUUCUGUUUCUGAUGAUGGGCUCCUGGCUGAUGCAGGCAGGCUUCAUUCUAUACAGACCUGUCACUGGUUACCCAUGGCAGGAUGAUGAUGUCAGCGAUAUCACUUUUGUCACUACUUUCUUCUGCUGGCAUGUGAUGAUCAACGCCUUGUGCAUCUUGGGCAUCUAUGGUGUCUCUUCUUUUUGGCAUCGUUGUUACAAUCCCAGCUUGAAAUUGAAGGUAUCUGAAGAUGCUCUCCAUCACAUGAGCCCUCCAGGCCUCUACAGAAUGCUGCAGAAAGUGAAGCAGUCAGAGGAUGAUGACCAGGCUCAUCUCUUCAAAGAGCUCACCCUGAGACAGGGUCUAGGACACCUGGGACUCAUCUUCUUCUGAUGGGUUCUCUCAGCCACGUGUAUUGCAUCCUCUUUGGUCCCCAGUGAAGGUAAUGAUCCUGAGGGACAGAAGUUUAUUCUUAACUGUUGGUACAUUUCCUGUCCCUGAGUUUCUAGUUGCUGAAAAGUAAGAGAGAGAGGGACCCCGGAAAGGGACACAGAUGAGAUUAUGUGGAUGAAGGGAAGUAGAAGACAAAGGAACCCAAGGGAGUAGAAAAGUGUUCCUUUUUCAUAUUUCCAGUGAAGACAGGACAAUAGAAGGGAGGUCUUUGAAAGGGAGAGAGCAGAGUCUACCAGCAAUACCAUCACCUGCUGCUGCUUCUGGGUUUCUAUCCAAAGAAUAAAGACUUCUCACCAACCAAAAUUGCAAUGGUGGCUUUUUCUAUAGACUAACUAGUGACACCGCUCUGUGGAAGUAGCAUAGACAUAUGUAGGACAAUUCACUUACCAUACAUUGUUUGAAAUUAUAAGAAUGUCAUAUAGAUGUAUUUUUUAUUUGGGCCUGUUGGAUAGUUCCA